Molecule: messenger RNA, 942 nt
Organism: Bombyx mori (domestic silkworm)
Lineage: Eukaryota; Metazoa; Arthropoda; Insecta; Lepidoptera; Bombycidae
Exons: 3
Coding region: 127-942 (271 amino acids)
Source: RefSeq, a predicted model, not a curated record
GUCAGCUGUCAUGCCCUGCCGCCAGCCAAGCCGCCAAGCCAUAUUAACACGCCCCCUUCCGCCACCGUCAUCGCCGCCGCCGCCAGCCAAAGCCAACGAAGGGGGGAUAGUGUUAAUAAAACAGCCAUGCCAGCCAUUUCUACUACUUUUCUGCAUUCUUGCACAAAUAAAAGAACUUGUCGUUACGCUGCUGGUUUUUAUUGUCACAUCAUUUGCAACAAUCAGAAGUGGCAUAAAGAAAUGAAACAACAUCAUAUACACGCUCAGAUCUCUCGGUAUUCUGACGAGUUUGAAGAAGAUGAAGCUCCUAUUCCACUGGCGAGGAAGGUGUUGAAAAAUUUGCUUCAGAAGGAGGUCCACAAGGCGAUGCUUGAGCUACAGGAUGAAGAACCUGGAACAAUCAAACCAAAGGAAUAUCGACGUCGUCGGACGAAGAGCGCCCGCCGCCCUGUCCUUCCAUCAUUCUGGUUCACGUGGACGGAAACUAGAAGAGCAACAACGUGGAGAAAUCCACUGUGCGGCACUACGAGCUUCACGGCGCUUCACGAGAUUCACGGCUACGAGCUUCCUUCUCCCUGCCUGCGACGCUGCUGCGCGGCGAAGACAGCUACAUCAAAGUCCUCAACAUGGGCUCGGAGACCAUCAUGUGGCCGCCGGGCGAGGUCCUGCCGAGGGCCAACAGCUGCGAGGAGCCACAGCCAAACAGCCAGGAUGGCCGAAUGUAACGGACGUGACGUCAGCUGUCAUGCCCUGCCGCCAGCCAAGCCGCCAAGCCAUAUUAACACGCCCCCUUCCGCCACCGUCAUCGCCGCCGCCGCCAGCCAAAGCCAACGAAGGGGGGAUAGUGUUAAUAAAACAGCCAUGCCAGCCAUUUCUACUACUUUUCUGCAUUCUUGCACAAAUAAAAGAACUUAUCGUUACCACGACAAAAACGUGCCAUAA